Messenger RNA from Cephus cinctus (wheat stem sawfly), 4592 nucleotides. It is a transcript of the gene gem, whose product is annotated as transcription factor CP2-like protein 1. Gene Ontology annotation, molecular function: RNA polymerase II cis-regulatory region sequence-specific DNA binding; DNA-binding transcription activator activity, RNA polymerase II-specific. Gene Ontology annotation, cellular component: nucleus. NCBI's taxonomy places the organism in Eukaryota, Metazoa, Arthropoda, Insecta, Hymenoptera, Cephidae. The coding region runs from base 342 to 2558 and encodes 738 amino acids. The record is from RefSeq and is a predicted model, not a curated record. The transcript has 12 exons. Gene Ontology annotation, biological process: regulation of transcription by RNA polymerase II.
AAACUGGGAUGUGCCAUUAGAGUGGCCAGAAUCCCCCCAAAAAAUUGUCCUUGGAUUGAGGCAAACUUGAGUACAGACUUCAUUGGGACUCUAACUAACAAAGUUGCUUUUAGAACAUUGCCUUGGAACACUAAAAAAAAAAGGUUAAUGAAAUUCCUAGAGAGUCAACAACCUCUAAUCACUAGAUAGAUUUUUAUUGAAAGCAAGUGGAUUUCGAAUAAUACUAAAUUUCAAAAUUCAGUAGAAACUCCCUAGAGUGAAACCCUGAAACAGAUUAACGUCUGCUUAACUUCCGACAACGAAAUUUCAAUUGAGAAACAGCUUCAAAAUCAGCUCCACGAAUGGAGCUGCAACUCAUAAUGGAUUCCGGGUCAGAAACUCUAAACGGAACCAUGUGGCUGGAGAAUUCUCCAUCUCCGUCGUACCAGCAAUUGUCACCCAAUCAACAGAAUGGAUGCGCGACAGUGUUACAACAAGCCUCAAUCGACUACCACAGUCCUCAGACAGUUCUGUGGCAGGACAAGAACAGCUCAUCACUCAAUCAUUCUCCAGGAUCAGGUGGACAAAUACGCUCUGGUAGCGGUUCGCCACAGCAGUUACCAACUUCACCAGGGCAAGGACAGUCGCUUCACCAAUCACAAAGCAUAUUGAAGCGCCGUUCAGCGGAGUCCUUGCAACCGAUAUCAGAUCAUGACAGAAAGCACAUCAAAAGAGACGGAUCAGUCGGCAGCAAUGGUUCCGGUCAAGGAUGGUCACCACAAGUCGAAGAUUUCGCAGAACACCUGGCAGCGGAUUUUGAUGGUUCCUUGUGCGCACUGGCAGCAUCCGAUUUGGCAACGGCUGUUGCAUCGUAUAGUAUGAGCGAAGCUUUGCUCGCGCUUCCUUCUCUGACUGUAUUCAAACAGGAAGCUCCGUCUCCUGAGAAUCACCAUAAUAAUCCAAGCCUGAAUCACAUCACUCAGAGAAGCAUCAAUCAACCUGCUGGCCAUAAUGGGAAUGUCGCUAAUAACGAAGCUGACAGUAACAACAAUGGCCAGAGCGCUGCCAGUCUUCAUCAGCUGCUCUACUCGUCCACGGAAGAGUAUCCGCCGACAUCAUCUACGGGGAAUCAGGUCUCGUCCUCGCAGCAGGGAAACGAAUUCAAUGAAGACUGCCGUUUUCAGUACGUCUUGGCAGCAGCCACCAGUAUCGCCACUAAGGUCAACGAGGAGACCCUGACUUAUUUGAACCAAGGUCAAUCCUACGAGAUCAAGCUGAAGAAACUUGGAGACCUGUCUGCCUACAGAGGCAAGAUCCUCAAGGGACAUCCGACAUUUCUGUUUCAGUCGACAAUCCGCAUCUGCUUCCACGAGCGACGUCUACAGUAUACAGAGAGGGAACAGAUGCUGGCCUGGCAGCGUACAAGACCUGGAGAACGUCUUCUGGAAGUCGACGUACCUCUCAGUUAUGGGAUGGUUGACGUGCGCGAGCCUUUUCCAUCGAAUAAUUGCGUGGAAUUCAUGUGGGAUCCUACGAAGGAAGUUGGCGUGUAUAUCAAGGUCAACUGUAUAAGCACGGAAUUCACGCCGAAGAAGCACGGCGGUGAAAAAGGCGUGCCUUUCCGUAUUCAGGUUGAAACUAGACUUCCUGGCGGACCGCGCCUUCACGCGGCAUCCUGUCAGGUCAAAGUUUUCAAGCUUAAAGGAGCUGAUCGCAAACACAAGCAGGAUCGCGAUAAAAUUCUUCGUCGACCUCCUCACGAACAAGACAAGUAUCAACCGAGCUACGAUUGCACGGUCCUCUCCGACAUUCCAUUGGAUUCGCUCUCGCCGUCGAGUCCCUUAUCCCAAAACGGAGGAAGCCCUUACGCCCCGACAGAAGCAAUUUCUCCACAGAGCAGAGCUGCGAUCGGUGGUAGUUCUUCGCCCGUUGCUGUACCUGUCGCCCUGUCCGUAUCCAAUGCCAGUGUGGUACCACUGUCCCAGGUAUCAGAAUCCGUCAAAGAGGAUCCAAACACAGCACCAGGACUUCCGUCGCCUGCUGCAAUCCUGCCCGACCACCCUUGUACCGAUGAUAAUGUCAGUGGAACGUUUUCUGAAUUACCAUCGGAUGCAAAUGCUGCUCAAACAACCGCCUGGCUACGUGCUGCUCGUUUUCACACUUUCGAGUCAACAUUUUCGAGUUUCUCAGCCUCCGACAUUCUUCGUUUGUCGCGCGACGACUUGAUACAAAUUUGUGGUGUGGCUGACGGCAUUCGACUUUUCAAUGCUUUACAUUCGAAAGCCCCAACGCCAAAACUCACUUUGUACUUCUCGAUCGAGGGUAAAAGCUCUAUUUGGAGAGCCGUGUAUCUGGAGAGCUUAACGAGCACUGCUCUUACCGCUAAGCUUUUAUCCGCGUUAAAUUUGUCUCGUGAAAAUCUUUAUUCGAUUUUGUUAAUGGGACCACAGGGUAUACACAUUCUAGUGACCAAUGAACUAGUGGCGAAUAUGAAGGACGAGAGCAUGUACUACGUUGAAAUGAUAAAAGAUACGGCCAGCGAUCGCUACAAACUACUGCUGAAGCCUUCUUCACGCUGAUUCACUUAAACUUCAUUGGGAUUAAGGCAGUGUGACUAUUUAACAGUGUCUUGUGUUGUGGGAAUUCACACGAGACGUAUAAUACUCGAUGCAGACAAAUGAAUAACUACUCAUAAUGAAAAGGCAGCUUAGGUUUGCUACGAGAAAGUAACUUCGUGUAUUUCAAUAGUGAAAUUUUCGUCUGGAAUUGCAAUUACGAAUCGUCGAUUCCAAAGCAUUGACGAAGAAGGUACUUUUGAAAUUCAUUCAACUGGAAUUGCCUGGAGCAAAAUACAAAUUGCCAUCUUAAGAUCCGUAACACAUCUGACGAUAUAAGGGAUAUCUUAUUGAAUAUAUGUUCACCUACCACCUACCUUCACAGACUCUAUCACUUGGAAAUGUAACAUAUGGUUUUCAUUUCUUAUCUAAAUCGGUAAAAAGAAAUUGAUUCAAAGCUAGCUAAGGGGGUUUCGUAGUAAAUGUCAUCAUUUGAAUAUUAUUUAAUUACUAUGUCGUUUCGAUUAAUGGGAAUUUUAUUCGGUGACGGUUAUUGCGAACUUUACUGUUUCUUGUUAGAAUGGUAUUUGCUGAUUCUGCAUGUAUUCAAUUUUUUACUGUGGACUUUGAAAGUACGCUGCCUAGCUUUGUAAAUUUCGUGCCAAUGAACCGUAUGUUCAAUUAGGAAAGAAACAUAAAAUGAAAUCUUGUUAAAUCAUUCGCGAAAAACGUUGAAUUUUGAUUAAGUGUACGAUUUCGUUUUUCAUGUUAAAGCAGUAAAUAAGAUAUGGUAAAUACGUGCAAUUAUUAACUCUUGAAGUAAUUUAGAAGCAUACCAAAAACUACGUUAUUCAUACGUAAGGAUUUGACGAUACGUAAAUUCACAAGGCCAUCGCCCAUGAACAAAAUGGAAUGUAGUGUCAAUAGAACUUGAUUUAUUUUGGUUAGGAUAAAAGAAUCUAUUCGUAUAUUUCUAUGAAAUUUCACAAACUUUAUUAUAUAUGUUCCUGGUAAGUUGUCUUACGCGGUAAAAUUUGCUAAUUAUUUCGUCGAUUUAUCUGCGUGCUUUUGUGUUUCACGCAUUUAUGUUUACUGUUAUUUACUCUUUAUUUUAGUUAGCGAAUAAAUGAAAAGUGUAUUAGGGAAUAGGGUCGAAUUAAAUCUUCCUUAUGACCAAAGUAUAAUCAAACAUUAGUUGCUACACUAAUACUUAGUGCAAUAAGGUCUCAAAAUACGCCAAACGCUACUCCGCUAUGUAUGGGCGUAGCUAUUAAUUAUUGUCUCAUAUUAGUCUGUAACGUAAGUGUCCACUUUGACCCACUCAUCAGGGAACUUUAGGGAAAUUUAAGGAGAUAAACGAAAAAAACAUAUAUAUAUUCACAAGGUGCCUUAGAAGUGAGCAUUUACGUCAGCUUUCUGUUGUAAGGUAUUAAAAGUAAUUAUAUGUAAUUGAAAACUUAAUGUAGUAACUUCUUUAGAGGAAACUGGAAAUACAAAAAUAGCCUUGUCUGAUGCGGUACAAACCAGGAUUCUUUCAAAAUAUUUAUUUUUUUGAGAGAUAGUCUACAAUUUGAUAAUAAGAAGGUAAUCAUAUAAAGUAUAAUCGCAGGUCUUUAUUGUACGUGGAAUAACGUGUAUAUGAACAUGUCAUGUCUUGAUUAAUAGUAUUUGCCAAGAAGCAUGUCUAUUGGAUCAAAGCGAUUGCACAGUCAGCUCAAGAUUAAAAUGAUCUUAUAUCGUUUUUGUUCUCUUGAGAACGUAAAGUAUUUUAUGGGAUCCUUGUGAAACAAUCCUGGCGGUUGUUAUAAGUUUUAAUUCUAGGAUAGUUUAACGUCACGACUGUACAACGCCAUGUAAUCGCGUCUAGUUCGAUUAUGAUUAUAGACUAAGAAAGAGUUAUAUGAAAUAGAAGAAUUAUUUUUCUCUAUUUUCAAUCACCUAAAUUUUAUUGUAUUAAGUAUAUUGAAGACGCGCAGUAUGGUGUAACGAGCAUUUUGUAUUUGGGAAUGAUAAUUUCACUUGCAAAUGCACGUGGACUAAUAAAAAUUUCAGACACCA